Hypoxylon fragiforme is the source of this 1672-nucleotide messenger RNA. Its product is annotated as MFS general substrate transporter. Gene Ontology annotation, biological process: transmembrane transport; basic amino acid transport. Lineage: Eukaryota; Fungi; Ascomycota; Sordariomycetes; Xylariales; Hypoxylaceae. The record is from RefSeq and is a predicted model, not a curated record. Bases 259 to 1500 code for a protein of 413 amino acids. Gene Ontology annotation, molecular function: basic amino acid transmembrane transporter activity. Gene Ontology annotation, cellular component: fungal-type vacuole membrane. The transcript has 12 exons.
GUCGUGGUCGCUUUACUCGUCGGGGUCUUUACCGCGAAUGCAGAUAGUUCGCUAGUAAUUGCGACGCAUCCAAUUAUCGCAUCCGAGUUCCAUGAUCUCGAAAAUUCUAGUUGGCUGUUCAUUAGCUUCCUUUUAGCAGGAGCUGCGACCCAAUCGCUGUAUGGCAAGCUCAGUGAUAUAUAUGGCCGGAAACCUGUGUUGUUGGUCUCUUAUGCACUUUUCGCCAUUGGAUCUGCUUUGAUAGGAGCCGGCCAAUCCAUGGGCCAGGUCAUUCUUGGACGUGUGAUCUCGGGCUCUGGAGGGGCUGGUAUAAUAGCCUUGGCGGCUGUAAUUAUAACUGAUCUAGCACCUCUGAGAGACGUUGCGUCGUGGCAAAGCUAUCUCAAUGUCGUUGCUACUGUCGGCCGAAGUUUGGGUGGUCCAGUUGGAGGAUUUCUAGCCGAUACGAUUGGAUGGAGAUGGUCAUUCUUUGGCCAGGCACCCAUAUUUCUGUUCGCUAUGAUCCUUUGUGGUAUUGUCCUACCUGAUCUGAAACCUAGGAAUACUCAAGUCAAUGACGAGGUUGCGAGCAGUCGACUGCGUAGGAUAGACUUCCUAGGUGCCGCGUUCCUUGGCACCGGCCUCCUUGCCCUGCUCUUACCAUUGAGGAUUGGGGGGCAAAAAGUGCCAUGGAUCAGUCCAAUCGUUCUAUCACUCUUUGCAGCGGGAAUACUCCUGCUAGCGUUGUUUGUGGUGACAGAAAUGCGAUGGGCAACCGAGCCAAUCUUUCCGCUGAGGUUAUUGAAUAACCGAGAAGUGGUAUUCAGCUACUUCAUCACAAUUUGUCAAACAGCCGCCCAAGUUGGUAUGAUGGUAUCUGUCCCAUUAUACUUUCAAGUGACAAAAAGGUCAUCUAGCACAGUUGCCGGGGCCCACUUGAUGCCAGCUGUUAUUGGCAAUACUGUUGGCGGCCUUUUGACUGGCGCAUGGAUACGAAAAACCGGCCAAUUCAAAGCGCCAUUGGUGCUUGCGGGGGUAAUCUCGUCCAUCAGCUACGUGCUCUUGAUUCUUCGAUGGAAGGGGGAUACGAAUUGGGUAGAAUCUUUUUAUAUAACGCCUGGCGGCUUUGGUACUGGCAUAUCCCUUAGUGCGGUUUUUAUCGCUCUCCAGGCGGCAAUAGAUCCCAAAGACAAGGCUGUGGCAAUAUCAGGAUUAUUCCUUUCGAGCCCUAUCGGGUCAAUCUUAGGCAUGGCCGCUGGCAAUGCGAUGAUGCAAGCAAUAAUGCCGGUGGACUUGGCCUCGAGAUUGCGCAAUCUCGGUAUAGAAGGAAAUGAAGCUGAAAAGGUUAUCAAGCAAGCUAUGGCACGCGUGGACUAUCUUGACGAGGCACCACAAGGAAUUGCUCGAGUCGUGACGCAAGCGUACGUUCGCGGCCUCGAAUAUAGCCAUGGGAUAUCAUUGUUAUGCGCUAUAUUAGCAACAAGUACGGCGUUAUUAAUGAAGAAUGGAAAAUUAAAUUGAAAUGUAAAAUGCGAAAGGAAAAAAGGGGCGGAGGAAGGUUGAUGUUACGCAGAAUGGACCCUGCAUGUUACAUACAUACCCCUGCAACAGCCAGAUAAAAAAGUGUUUAACCUUGUAAUAAAUUUGACGUCAAUAGGUGUGUGAGCCUGUGAGGUUACCAAGUCCUAGGCAC